Trematosphaeria pertusa is the source of this 885-nucleotide messenger RNA. RefSeq lists its product as uncharacterized. NCBI's taxonomy places the organism in Eukaryota, Fungi, Ascomycota, Dothideomycetes, Pleosporales, Trematosphaeriaceae. Bases 217 to 705 code for a protein of 162 amino acids. The record is from RefSeq and is a predicted model, not a curated record. The transcript is spliced from 3 exons.
CCAAACCUCAACAUAAUUCCCGUCCACUCCACUCGGAAACUACAGCACUACACUACAUACUCACCUCCAACUCUCCGUUCAAUCUCAGAAUUGCUGUCUCACACACCCAUCCGUCUCUAAAACCACACACAUCUAUCCAUCCUUCUCACGCCACCACCAAUUCAAUCCAAUUCCAUCCAAUUCCUAAAACAUAACCAAACAACCAAACCAAACACCAUGCCCCGCCUCCCCACAAACCCGCUCACGCGCCCACCCCGCCUAGGCUACACCCUCCACUCGCGCAUCCUCCCGCGCUACUCCUCCGGCUCGCCAUCGCAACCGCCCACCUCGCAGCCCGCCGCCGAUCACUUCAAUAAGACGGGUGAGAAAGACGCGUCCGACCCGGCGAAGAUAAACAUCCGAACCGACGAGUACUCCAAGUCUGGCGGCGACGACAUCGUUGCAGAGCAGACGGUGGCUUCGUUCCGGAGCUCCAACGACCCCGCGAUUGAGAAAGAAACCGCUGGAAGAGGCAAUGCGGUGAAUCCGCUCGAGACGAGUCCCGCGACGCCCGAGCUGUCGAAUAGUGUUGUCGAAGAGCACUACGUCGAGAAGAAUGUCGAGCGGGAUCCGAAUGUGCGCAGUGGUAAGGGCGUGACGCGGAAAUCGAAGAAGGUAGUGAAGACCGAGGUGGAUUUUCAGCCGUCGGUGAAGAAGGGAGGGUGAGGAACGGAAGAGGAGGAUGGCUGGAGUGUUUGACGUAUUGGGGCGGCGGAUGGCGUGUUUUUGAGGAUUUUGAGGGAGUAAAAUGGCGAUGUACUUUAGCAUAGCGGUGUUAUUGUAUUGGUACUUGUGUAGCAGACUGCACGAUCUGGAUUAGCAUUCUAGCAACUCCAUCGUUUGAAC